UCCAGUUGGACCUGGGUUUUCCCCCUCGAUGAUGCAUCAGCUGUCAUCACCAGCAGACCCAGACCAGUGGGGUGUCGACAAUUCGUAUUCGCUGACGCACAGUCUUGAAGUAAAAGUCAAAGGCAUCGGACGAGGCAAAAAGUACAACCUGAUGGCUCAAGUGAUACCAAUAUAUGGCUUUGGGAUCCUCCUUUACAUCCUUUACAUAAUCUAUAAGCUGACAUGUAAGGGGAAGACUAAUAAAUCAGGAAGCUACACUACAGCAACCAGGACAAACAUGGAGAGUAUGACCACUACUGAUUAUGAGCUUGUCAGGCUCCAGGAGAGACUGCUGCGAACAGAAAGGAUGAUGGACAGGAUUGUCUCUGGGAAGAGUCAUUGUUCUGGGAGUGGCAGAAGGAGGAAGAGUAAAACUACAACAUCUAAGAAGGAGGAGAAACUGCUUAGGCAACUGAGACAGAUUACACAGCUGAUGCAAGAGGGCCGGUUGGAGGGAGCUUCCCCUGAGAUGGAGGCUGAGGAGGUUCCCUACAGUGCAGACUGGGAAGGCUACCCAGAGGAGACCUACCCAGAGUAUGACGACUCCUGUGAAAGACGUGCAUUUGAGGAGUUUAUACUGGAGGAAUGCACCAACCAGCCCACUGCUGAGGCCCUGGCAGAGAGAAUGGAGCAAGAGGAGGAGGAGAUUAUGGCGAGGAAACUGUCUGUAGUGGAAGAGGAAGAUGAAGAAGAAGAAGAAGAAGAGGAGGAGGACAGAGAGGAAGAAGUAAAAGAUGAGGAUGAAGAAGAAGAAGUUGAGGAAACAGAGGAAGAUGUGGAGGAAGAGGAGGAAGACGAGGAGGAGGAGGAGGAGGAGGAGGAGGAGGAAGAGGAGGAGCAAGAAGCAGAGAAAAGACAGUUACUGCUUACUUCAUCUCCCCGACCGGCUGCCAGAGGAAAGCAGGUCAGAAUUGGACUGGAGGUGAGCAAAGAGCUUCAGUGUCAGAGUGGAGGGAAGAAGCAAAUAAGCUUCAGUGAACACAAAGAUGUGUUCCGCUAUCCUAAAGAGGAUGCUUAUGAAGAGGAGGAGGAGGAGGAGGAGGAGGAAGAAGAGGAGAAGGAAGAUGAGGUACAGGAAGAGGAUGAGGGGACAGAAGUGGAGGAAGAGGAGGAAGCUGAUGAAGAUGAUCCAGUGAUGGAGGCAGAAAGCCUGCAGUUCAGCUGUGAAGGCGGCUCAAACCCGGAGGAGGAAGCAGAAGAGGAUAAAGAAGAGUAUUUGUUGGUGUCAGCUCCUGUGGAGGGUGAUGGUCGUAUCCAUGCAGAGACGCCUAAAGAUGUCGGGGUGAGCGGGCUGAGGAUGAGGAACAGGAGAGAGACGUAAAGGACUUUUUCCUGUGUCUACAAUGAGUCUUUGAACAUACAGUUGACUCAUUGUUCCUGAAUUCACACUGUGUUUAUACUGUGUUUAUAUUUAUCCUUUAUAUGGUUGAACUAUAGAACCCAUAAUAAACCGGAACAUUCAGCGCUGUUCUUUAGUAAUAAAUACACAUAUAAAGGUGUCCUUUAAAGCUGAGGUAGGCAAGCAUUUGGAAAAUACCACAAAGCAAAUAAACAACCCAAAAUGUGAAAAUAUACUGCCGUCCUGCUUUAUUCUAAUCCCUGUCUAACAAUGAGCACUCGACAACCACCAACACUCGUUUGUGGCUUCAUACAGUAUUGGAAUCCCUUUGAGAGUUCUUCAGCUAACCUAUUCCACCACCACAUCCUGCUCUAACCGCUGAAUCUGUUGCUUUAUGUGCUAUUGUACAUGCUCUGGGGAAAAGAGCUGUGAUUGGCUAAAGUCUCCAAUUGCCGGCUAGAUUUGCUACAGCAUGAAACCAAAAUAAUCUCAAAAUACUGAAAGGUCAGUAUGGGUUUUUUGUGUAAUCGUGACAAAAAAUGCGGCCUCGCUCAGUUUUGACACCAUGAAUAUAACAACAGCUUCUAAUACCCUCAGCACUGCAGCUACACUGAACAUGUAACAUAUGCAAGAUGUUUCCCUUAACAGGCUACACCUGCAGUGCACAUAUGCUGUAUGAAUGUAAGUUUGUGGUAAAAAAAAAAAAAAAAAACAUGAUGGAAACUCUCAUUUUGUCAUUUAUGUUUUUUGGUUCUGUUCCCAAUACAGUACUGUGAAACUUUAAGUGUGCAAAUAAGGUUCUGUAAUCUGGAUGAGUUAAAUUUACAGACGAUAGAGGAUUCUGUUAGGAAUAAAGUGAAUAAGCAGCUGCAGGUAGCUACUGGUAAAUAAAUGCAGACAAGGUGAUCACGUCUCCUAAAUCUCUAUUUUAUAAAAAGUACCUUUUUCCAGUAAAUAAAAAAAAAAUAGAUAUUGACUCUUUAUGACUCAUUUCUAUGUGAAAAGGCUGAACAUGCUUUGUACAAAUAAUAUGAAUUAAUUCUAUUCUUAUGUUGUAGCUGCACAAAUGCACCACAUGCAUGCUGCUCAGACCUAGUUGUCCUACUUUUGUUUAUAUUACUGUACAUUAAUGAUGUGCCAUCGGUUCUACAUAUGUUAGGAGUUCAACGUAGCCACAGGAUAAUGCCCCCCCCCCC
Acanthochromis polyacanthus (spiny chromis) is the source of this 2574-nucleotide messenger RNA. RefSeq names its product RIC3 acetylcholine receptor chaperone a (gene ric3a). Gene Ontology annotation, biological process: synaptic transmission, cholinergic; protein localization to cell surface. Gene Ontology annotation, cellular component: neuronal cell body; intracellular membrane-bounded organelle; neuron projection. Bases 29 to 1360 code for a protein of 443 amino acids. The transcript has 5 exons. Lineage: Eukaryota; Metazoa; Chordata; Actinopteri; Pomacentridae. The record is from RefSeq and is a predicted model, not a curated record.